Molecule: messenger RNA, 1063 nt
Organism: Linum trigynum
Lineage: Eukaryota; Viridiplantae; Streptophyta; Magnoliopsida; Malpighiales; Linaceae
Source: the annotation of a GenBank genome assembly
AUUAAAUAGAAAAUUAAUUUUUUCCCACCCACCCCGGAGCAGGGACGCAUGUGCUUGCCGUCACCGUGCCGCCUAGGAAGAAGAAGCGAGCGUCGCUUAUGCAAUCGCGUAGGGGAAUGGCCUGAGACGUUGUCGGCGUCAAUCGUCUCUCUCUGUCUCUACCUCUCUCGAUAUGGCAGUUGUCGAUCGAUCUUCUUUUUUUCACUCAAAUCCCAUAAACAAAAAAAAAAUUAUUCCCAAUCUCAAAUCAGAUCCAUCGAGAACUUUUAAAAAAGGAGCUUCCUCCAUCGAGAAACAAUAUCAUCGAUGACAAUAUGCAGCUGGAAACAGACCCGUUGGGUGGAGGACAAGCGAGGGAGGCGCUCGAUCUCGUCUUAGAUUAUGCCACCUCCUAAUCGCCUUCAAAAGCUUCCUUUCAGACAGGAGCUUCCUCUGUUUCAGGCUCCUUGUUUCCUCUUCAUCGCGACGCGAAACAGAGUAGCGGCGACGCUUGUCACCGCCACGGAUUCCUUGUGGUGUUCUAAAUCUGGUCUUGAGGAAAUCGAUGGAAGGCGGGAGUGCGAGAAUCGAGGUAAAGGGAGUGGCGGACGGCGGGAGCCGCUGUGAGGAUGUGGUGGUGGUGUUGGCGGCGGCGACAGAAGAUGUGAAAAAGGGGGAGAUGGAAGAAAGGUUGCGGCUGAGGGGAGGGAUAGAGAGAGUUAGGGAAAGAUGGACGAUACUUUGUUUUGUUUUUUUUUUACAUUUAUUUUUUAUUAAAAGUUUCCACAUCAGCUGUCAUGUCAACUGUUGGGGGUAUUACAAAGAAGGCCCAAAAAGGGUCCCGACAAAGCCCAAUGAGACAAGAGUGGGCUAUCUAGUAGGAGAAGCCAAUAAAUAGGCCCAUAGAACCUAUUCCAAGCAGGAUGGAAGGCACAUAAAGACAAAACACGAAAGGCUCCAAAGAAGUCCAGGUUGUCAAACGGUCCCCCACCUACAUGCGCCUGUCAGUCGUUAGAAGACUGACAAGGUGGUUGGGCCGUCUGACAAGAAUGAAGGUACAAAGCAUUAAAUGCGACACUGGCGU